Boeremia exigua is the source of this 1833-nucleotide messenger RNA. RefSeq names its product 4-aminobutyrate aminotransferase-like protein. The record is from RefSeq and is a predicted model, not a curated record. Lineage: Eukaryota; Fungi; Ascomycota; Dothideomycetes; Pleosporales; Didymellaceae. Gene Ontology annotation, molecular function: transaminase activity; identical protein binding; pyridoxal phosphate binding. Bases 291 to 1748 code for a protein of 485 amino acids. The transcript has a single exon.
CAUAAUUUCCCUUACAUGUAGGUCUGCCGACACUCGCGUGUUGACUUUUGGAUAUUUGAACGACGACAAGAUCCUCAAAAUCGCAAAAGAUGCCAUCUUUGCUGUCAAUAGCGUCAGUGGCGUCAGACGCGUCAAGGGCGUGCCAAACUCCCGAGGUCGGCUUCUUAUCGAUAGCUAGAAGAAUAUCUACGUGAACUCACCCUUCUAAUGUCCUAACAUCACUGGGCAUUGUUAAUAUCCUUCGUUCAAAUCACGUCGUUGCAAUUGCCUCUACCAAACCGACCGUCAUCAUGAUGCGCAGGAACUCCGCCGUUCUGCGUGCCGUCGCGCCUGCCGUCUCCCGCUCUACCACCACUCAGACCCCCUCGCGACCCUUCUCUUCGACACCGCCCGCAUCUUCCGAGCUCGACUCCGCAGCAUUCGGCGAACGGCACAUCGCCAAAGGAAUUGGCCGUCUUACAAAGCAUGUCUUCGAGGAGGGCCAGGGCACAUUCAUCACGACCGACAAGGGCGUCAAGCUUCUUGACUUGACAUCUGGAAUCGGUGUCGUGAACCUCGGCCAUUGCCACCCCAAAGUCAGCGCUGCUGCCGCAGCUCAGUGCAGCAAGAUCACACAUGCUCAAGUCAACAUUGGUUUCAGCUCCGCGCAAAUCGCCCUGCUCAAGGAGCUGAUCCCCAUCCUCCCACACAAGUCUCUGGACACCGUCUUUCUUUGGAACUCGGGCGCCGAAGCAGUCGAGGCAGCUAUAAAGCUCGCACGUGGCGCAACAAAGAAGCCCAACGUCAUUGUUAUGCAAGGUUCUUACCAUGGUCGUACCAACGCAACAGCAUCGAUGACCCGGUCAAAGACCAUCUACGGCGAAGGACAUGGGCCGUUGAUGGGUGGUGUUUUCGCAACAGCAUUCCCGUACUACAGCCAACUCGGUGGUGCCACUCCCGACACACCCACCGAAGUGCUUGUCAACUACGCUCUUGAACAGGUCAAGCUCACAUUACAACAACAGACCUCGCCCGCAGACACAUGCGCCAUCAUCUUGGAGCCAGUCCUUGGUGAGGGAGGCUACGUCCCUGCCCCUCCAGCAUUCUUGCACGGCUUGAGGAAGAUCUGUGACGAGAACAACAUUCUCCUCAUCGCUGACGAGGUUCAAUCUGGCAUGGGUCGUACCGGUCACAUGUUCUUUGUCGAAGAGUCUGGUGUCCGACCCGAUAUCCUGAUCUUCGCCAAGGGCAUUGCAAAUGGCUUCCCGCUCUCCGGUAUUGCCAGCUCAAAGGAGCUUAUGGACUUGCAAAAGCCCGGAUCCAUGGGUGGCACAUAUGCGGGAAACGCUGUUGCCUGCGCCGCCGCCAAGGCUGUCAUCGAGGUAUUCCGCGAAGAGCACAUUCUCGACAACGUCGCCGCGCGGUCCGAGCAGCUAUUCACCUUCCUCAAAGACCUCAAGAACUCUGGCACCAAGGCCGGUAACUUGAUCGAAGACAUCCGCGGCAAAGGCCUGAUGGUCGGCGUGCAAUUCGCAAACCGCGCACUCCAGUCCGACUCGUCAAACGUCGCUGCGUGGGACGCAAAGUCGCAGCCCCAGAUUGCGCCUAAGGUUGUCCAGGAGAGCAUCAAGCGUAACAUGCUGUUGCUGAGCACAUCGGUGUUCGAUGUUCUAAGGUUCAUCCCCCCGCUUACUAUUAGCGAGGAGGAGAUGACACAGGCUUGCGGCAUCUUCAAGGAGUCGUUGGAGGCUGUGGCGAAGGAAUUGUAAAGUAUCUUGACUGGGAUUAGUUAUUUGAAGCGUUAUGUAUGCCAUUAUGAAAUUUAGAUCACACUAUACCGCACUAGUAAUCCUU